AUGGAGGACAGGGUGAAGCUGGCAGAGAUAUGGGUGGCCCACCCUAGCAGUAGCCAUCCGUGGACCAGUGGAGCUGCUGGCGGCGUGCUUUUGGAUGAUGCUGUUUGGGAUGUUCGGAUUCAUUUUGAUGCACGACACAAUCUGGAUAGGAAGAUAUGCAGCUCAGAUGUGACAUUUCUGAACUUAUAUGCACUGAUGCAGACACAAGGUUAUUCCUUCUUUGAUGAACUGUACCACAUGAAGAAUUUAGGCAGAGGAGAGGAAAGAGAGCUUGGGUUAGAGUUAAUUGACACAAACAUCAAACUGCAGCAACUUAAGAAGGAAUAUCAGCAUAGUUUAGUUCUGAAUUUGCUAGUGAGGGCAACAACACCUUUUGUAUGUCAGAUAGAAGAAGAUUUAGUGAGAUCAAACUACAGCAAUGUCUGUCAGAGGAGAGAAGAAAAUUUAGCAACUAUAUUGCAUAAACCACCUGUUGUGUAUGAUCUCAGUGAGCCUGCAGUUCUUGCUGUUGAUCAACAAGGUGUUGUUUUUCAUAGUCAGUGCACACAAGAGAGCAGAAAUUUCAGUAAGGGGAAGCUCAAAGCUGUAAUGGAGGAAGAGACACUGGUAGAAGAGGGACAUAAUAACAGUGAUGACUCUGAGGCUGCUGCAUAUGACAGUGAUAACAAUCCUUUCUGCAUGGAGAAGUACAUGAUAAUUGAAGACACAGAGAUAAUUGAGGGGAAUAAACUAGCAGAGCAAGAAGUUGAAGAUGAAGAUUCAGAUGAAGAUUCAGAUGAGGAUUCAGAAGAGGAACAAUUACAUUAUGAGGGUGACACUGAGGUUGAGGACUUGUUUGAUAUGGAGGAGGAGGAGGAGGAGCAGGAGAAGGAGGAUGAGGUCAAAGUUGUUGCAACAGAAGAAGCACCAAUGCAAAAACCUGCAAAAAAGAGGAAGAAGCUGGCAGUUAGGAGAGGCCCUACUACUAGGACACAUUCAAGUGUGUUGGAGGAGGUGCAACCUGAUUUCAUUCCUUCAUCAGAUGAAGAAGAUGACGGGUUGCUGUUUGAGGAUGAAGAUGAUGGACAUGAGCCACUUUCAUUUGUUCUGCCUAGAGGAAGAAAUCAGCAGCAAUUCAGAGAUGCUUUGUUGAGCUUGCACAUCACACAAGCCAGAGACUUCAGAUAUCACAGAAAUUCAGACCAAAGGAUCAUUGCCUGUUGUAAGCAAGAGCACUGCCAGUUUUGCAUAGUUGCUGCAGUUAUCAAAGGGGAGAAGACUUUUGCUAUCAAGAAAAUAAGGCUGGAGCACACUUGCCCUAGCAGCACUGAGACAUCUAGGAUAAGUGCCAAGUGGCUUGCAAAGACCUAUGAGUCAUUGUUCAGGUCUGAUCCAACCACCAGCAUACACACUCUGAUUGACAACUGCAAUGAGAAGUAUGGUGUUGAUGUGCCAAGGCACAUGGCCUAUAGGGCCAAAAACCCUGCUGUGGAAGCUGUGCUAGGAGAGCACAAGAAGCAGUAUCCCAGGCUUAGCGAUUAUGCUCAGACCAUCAUGGAUACAAACCCUGGUAGUAGAGUUGUAGUUGCAACAGUUACUCCAAGACCAACUACAAAAAUACCACAUCCAGGACCAAGGUUUCAUGCUAUGUUCUUCUGCAUAAAUGGAGCAAGGGAGGGAUUUCUCAAUGGAUGCAGACCAUUCAUUGGUGUUGAUGGAUGCUUUAUUAAGCUCACCACUGGUGCUCAAAUCCUAGCUGCCACUGGAAGAGAUGGGAAUAAUAAUAUUUUCCCACUUGCAUUUGCUGUUGUUGGACAAGAGGACACAGCUAACUGGUGUUGGUUUCUACAGCAACUGAAGAUAUGUCUAGGAGGAGAAGUUGGCAAAUUUGGGCCUUAUACUAUCAUGUCUGAUAGACAAAAGAAUGCUGGGUUUAGGGGGGAAGAUCUUAAGAAAUGCAUGGAUAAUGCCAGCUAUGCCUAUAACCAGCACAAGUUUAACAUUGCCAUGAAUGAUUUGAAAAAUGAGAGUGUGGAAGCUUGGAAGUGGCUAAGUGGAAUACCUAAGCACACAUGGGCUAGCCAUACUUUUGACACUAACUGCAAGACAGACUUGGUUGUUAACAACCUGUCUGAGGUGUUCAACAAGUACAUCCUAGAUUUUAGGAAAAAAACCUAUUAG
Aegilops tauschii subsp. strangulata is the source of this 2160-nucleotide messenger RNA. RefSeq lists its product as uncharacterized. The record is from RefSeq and is a predicted model, not a curated record. NCBI's taxonomy places the organism in Eukaryota, Viridiplantae, Streptophyta, Magnoliopsida, Poales, Poaceae.